Messenger RNA from Hippopotamus amphibius kiboko, 10106 nucleotides. It is a transcript of the gene SLC16A1, whose product is annotated as solute carrier family 16 member 1. Gene Ontology annotation, biological process: transmembrane transport; monocarboxylic acid transport. Gene Ontology annotation, cellular component: membrane. Lineage: Eukaryota; Metazoa; Chordata; Mammalia; Artiodactyla; Hippopotamidae. Gene Ontology annotation, molecular function: monocarboxylic acid transmembrane transporter activity. Bases 448 to 1953 code for a protein of 501 amino acids. The record is from RefSeq and is a predicted model, not a curated record. The transcript is spliced from 7 exons.
CGGCGGCCGGGAGGCCCGACUCCGCCCCCUGUGCGCAUGCUCCGGCCCCCGGCGGGUUAUAAGGCGGCCUCGCGGGCCCGGCCCGACAAAGUGCUGGCGAGCUGCGACGUGACGAGCCGGCCGCGUGGGUGUCCGGGCGGGCGACAGAGACAGCCGGCGAGGGACGCCACCUGGACCCUGGGCCCCGCGGAACUCCGGCCGCGCCGCCGCGUCACGCUCACGCUCGGCGUCGCGAGCAGCGCAUAACGAGGUUUUAACCAGGGAUCUGCAGAUUGAUACUCCAUGUUGGAUGGAAUUCACGGAGCCUCUGAACUUGGUUGGGGAAAAAAGUUACAUCUUUUUGUUAACCUCUAAUUUCUGAAUUGAUCUUGAAGACAGGUGUCCUAAAGCAUUGGUGCCUCUUAUAUUUGGAUUUGAACUGCAUUUUGGGAUUUAUCUACACUUGCAAUGCCACCGGCAGUUGGAGGUCCAGUUGGAUACACCCCCCCAGAUGGAGGCUGGGGAUGGGCAGUGGUAGUUGGAGCUUUCAUUUCCAUUGGCUUCUCCUAUGCGUUUCCCAAAUCUAUUACUGUGUUCUUCAAAGAAAUUGAAGGUAUAUUCAAUGCCACCACCAGUGAAGUGUCAUGGAUAUCAUCCAUCAUGUUGGCUGUCAUGUAUGGUGGAGGUCCUAUCAGCAGUAUCCUGGUGAAUAAAUAUGGCAGUCGUCCAAUCAUGAUUCUUGGCGGCUGCCUGUCAGGCUGUGGCUUGAUCGCAGCUUCCUUCUGUAACACUGUGCAGGAACUUUACUUCUGUGUCGGAGUCAUUGGAGGUCUUGGGCUUGCUUUCAACUUGAAUCCAGCUUUAACCAUGAUUGGCAAGUACUUCUACAAGAGGCGACCGUUGGCAAAUGGACUGGCCAUGGCAGGCAGCCCUGUGUUCCUCUCUACCCUGGCCCCACUCAAUCAGGCUUUCUUUGGUAUCUAUGGCUGGAGAGGAAGCUUCCUAAUUCUUGGGGGCUUACUGUUAAACUGCUGUGUGGCUGGAGCUCUGAUGAGACCAAUAGGGCCCAAGCCAACCACUGCAGGGAAAUAUAAGUCUAAAGAAUCCCUUCAGGAAGCUGCAAAAUAUGACACAAAAAAGGGGGCAAGUGAUGCAAAUACAGAUCUCAUUGGAGGAAACCCCAAAGAAGAGAAAAGAUCAGUCUUACAAACACUUAAUAAAUUCCUGGACUUAUCCCUGUUCAAGCACAGAGGCUUUUUGCUCUACCUGUCUGGAAACGUACUCAUGUUUUUUGGACUGUUUACACCUUUGGUCUUUCUUAGUAAUUAUGGCAAGAGUCGGCAUUACUCCAGUGAGAAGUCUGCCUUCCUUCUUUCCAUUCUGGCUUUUGUUGACAUGGUAGCCAGACCUUCUAUGGGACUUGUAGCCAACACAAAGUGGAUAAGACCUCGAGUUCAAUAUUUUUUCGCUGCUUCUAUUAUUGCAAAUGGAGUAUGUCAUUUGGUAGCACCUUUAUCCUCUAGCUAUAUAGGGUUCUGUGUCUACGCGGGAUUCUUUGGAUUUGCAUUUGGGUGGCUCAGCUCAGUAUUGUUUGAAACGCUGAUGGACCUCGUUGGACCGCAGAGGUUCUCUAGUGCUGUGGGGUUGGUGACCAUUGUGGAGUGCUGUCCUGUUCUCCUGGGGCCACCGCUUUUAGGUCGUCUCAAUGACAUAUAUGGAGACUACAAAUACACAUACUGGGUAUGCGGCAUAAUCCUUAUUUUCUCGGGCAUCUAUCUUUUCAUUGGCAUGGGCAUCAACUACCGACUUCUUGCAAAAGAACAGAAAGCCGAGAGACAGCAGAAAAAGGAAAGUAAAGAGGAGGAGGCCAGUAUAGAUGUUGCUGAGAAGCCAAAAGAAGUUACUGAUGCAGCAGAAUCUCCAGAGAAUAAAGGCAUCGAAGGAGGCCCCAAAGAGGAGGAGAGUCCAGUUUGAACCUGUGGGACUGAAGGGUAAAUGGAGCAGCUCAUGACCCAAAAUAUUCUGUUGGCCUGUGACCUACCAGGGGUGCUCAGUGCAAAUACUGGACUUUUCUGUGGGAAUCACACCGGGGUUCAUUGAUGGAAUGUUUGUUUCACUCCUUACCAGUAGCCUGGGUUAAAAUGCCAUAAUCUUUGGGGAGGGAGUGGUUGAAAAAGAGAGAAGGAAGUUUGUUUGUGUGUUUGUUUUGUUUGUUUAAAUCUUUGCUUAUAACAGUGUCAUGAUGGUUAUAAUAUGUGCCUUAAGUUUUAGUCUUUAGGGAGCCUUAACUUUUAAAACCAUUCUGCUUAUUUCAUCCAUUUUAAGUGUUCCGUUACAAGGAAGAAUAACACCUAGUUUGAGGCAAAUCUAAAAUUAAGUUUUAGCUUCAUUGUUAUUUGUAAUAUAUUGUCAGACAUUAUCACUAGAAAAUUUGAAAGUUGCAGUUUUAUAAAAUCCAGCCUAAAGUAUUUUCCUAGCAUCAUUAGUUGCCUGGCAUAUGUGCCUGCUAGAUAUAUAUUUAGGAAAUUUAAGGCAUAAAACUUUGCAAACAUCUUGGCUGUUCCAGAUGCAUUGUACUCAUCAACACCCCUCCAGUAUCUUUUCUUGGGUUGCUUAUUAGAAGCCAAGUGCUUAAGAGUUGACCUUAUUAAAUUACAAUUUUUGCUCCCCUUUCCAAAGACACAUUUUGAGUGGUCAUAGAUCAUUGCCCCUUUUGAGAUCACAUAGUAUUGUUUUUCUCACUGUAAAAUUAGUAUUAAAAUACACAAAACUAUGUAUUUGUGCCUCCUCAGUAAAUUAAACGUAGACAGAUGUUUCAAACAACAGCUGAAUUCAGCUUAAGUGUUUCCAAAACUUCCGUUAAACUGUGAGACUUGGAAUACUUUUUUGUUGUUGUUUUUUUGUAGAAUUUUCCCCCUUUGAUUCAUAGUGGUUCCAUUUAUAGCCACAUCUAGCUUAGCACUGUGUGUGAGAUACUCCGUCUUUGUGUGUUCAGUUUUUUGGGGGUUUUUUUAAUGUUUGCUAAUUAAAGAGAGCCACAGAGAUUUGGCCCACACAAGCCAAUAAGGGUAAGAUUGGGAGAGAAGUUGCUAUGUUUGCUUAUCAAUAAGUAACUCCUUUUCUUUUUCUGAUAAGGCCUUAAAGAAAAUUUAUGUUUUGCUUAGAAUUAUUGGACACGUUCUUAUUCUUUAUACAAACCUAAAGAUUUUGUGACCCUUUUCACUUAUCUGAAAGGUAGAGAAAUGGGUUUAGUAUAAAGAUAGGAAGGAGGAUGGACCAGAAUAAAAACUGUAAAUAUUUUUUAACCUAAUAUCUUUUAAAUUGUGACAGGAAGAUAAUGAUAGACAUUCAAUGAAUUAUAUUCAGUGCAUUUUAAAAUAUUAUAAUUGACAGUACGAAAGCAUAGAUAUAGAACCUUGUUUAAGAGACUGGCUUUUUAAAAUAAACUUUUUUUUUUUUUUUUUAAAGAAAUGUUUCUUCCUCCAAAUGCUUAUUUUCUUGAGGAAAAUAUUACGUGUCUUCAUUUUCAUUAUCAAGAUUCAGUUUGGCCCUUCCUACUAUAAAUUGUGCACUGGGAUUUGUGUAUAUGGCUUAUUUUGAUUUUCCUCCUUACCUCUUACCUUUUAAUUGAUCAGAUGAUGAAUUGCAGAUGAUCAUGGUAACAGGACCGUAUUAUCACAUUAUAGUCAUCUAUUGAGAAUUGAAAUUAUCUUAAACUAUUCAAAAUAAAUAAUUUCUACAAACAAGAAGGAGGGGAAUUUUUUGAAACUCUCUCUGAAAGAAAGCAUUUUGAAACCAGAGCAGUUAAUCUUAAGGGCACAAUGAAAACUCCCUUUCUGUGCCCAAGUAUCAUGGCAGAUGCAGGAGGAAUUUUAGGGGAGAAGCCUGCUGUGAUUGUUGGCAGGCUUGGCUCCAGCAUGGACUCUGCCAUUUUCUAUGGACCUAACCUCUGUGUGCCUCUUUCCCCUUCUAUAAAAAUGAGGAUCACCCUUGAGUAGAGUAAUACAAGUGAAAAAUGGGGGGGGGGGGUGUAAACUGGGUGUAUAAGAUUAUUUUUCCCCAUCCCAGUUGUUAGGCUACGUCCACACAUAAGACCUUCCUUAGUCUUUUCCCGUUAGUUGAAUCUUGUUAGUGAAGUGAGGGGCUUUUGGUGCAGAUUGACCAGUGUUUAUUAGGAGGAAGGGUUCAGAAGUUGCUUUAUUCAAAGCAAAGGUUAAACACUGGCUCAAAGGUGGACUAAACAAACCGUUUAUCACCCAAUCCAACUCUGACUUUUUCCCACUGACGAUACAGGCUUAAGGGUUUAAUUCAAGAUCAAUUUUGGUGACAGAGCCAACACUAAAACCCAGUAUAGGCCUACUCAGCCAUCUAUUCUUUGUGAACGAUCCGCUAAUCCUCUCUGUGUUGCAGUGUUCAACACUGGAUGCAUCUGGGCUCUCUGACUGGGCAGUCUGUGUCCCUUGCUCCAUGUGAGGACGGACUAGACUUCCUCAGGUUUAUUUCAGUGGACACAGUUUCAGGGGCUGUUUUGGGAAAAUGGAGUAGCUGCCUAUCUUUGCUUUCCUCUGUUCCACACUCUGUAAGUCACAGAGAGAACAUACAGCUCUCUAGAUAGUUGUGCCCAAAGAGGCUUGGGACUGUUCGAGUACACUCUGAAAUAGCCUCUCAAUUCAAAGCUGGGAAAUUAUUUAAGAAACUGAUAGGUUGGACAAUUGCAGAUGAUCGUGGCAACAAGAGCAUAUUAUCACAUUACAGUCAUCUAUUGAGCAUUGAAAUUAUGUUACACUAUUCAAAAUAAAUAAUUUCUACAGAAAGUAUUCAGGAAAGGAUGACGCUAAAACAAAUUAUGGAAAAUUCAGGGAGGUAUUUUUAUCCCCAAUUUAAUCACAUUGGUGAACAAUCUCGUUCUUGGGGUGUGUGAAUUAUCAGGUGUGCAUCCCCCACCCCUCCUUAUGGUUGGAAAGGUGAGGAAAUUAACAGUAAACGCAUGGCUUGUUUUCCGAAUCAGUUCAGGCACUUGAAGAAAGAGGUUAAUGAUAGACUUCUGUCACUAUGAAAACUUGAUAAGGAAGUGAUGGCCCAAGCUUGCCUGGCUUGCCCACAUGUGAGCAGCUACGCCUACAUGAAGCAUCUAAGGAGGUUUCAAGCACAUCAUUCCUGAAAUGUGUCCUAGCUUUAGGGUCUUAGAUUCAGUCACCCUUUCCUCCAUGUAGUCUGGGCCAUAGUGACAGUCAUUCAAAUGAGAGUGAUUGGCAGAGUAUCUUUCUCCUCAGCUGAACAGCACUGAUCUACUUACUUUUUGGUGACCUUUACCUUGAUUUGCUAGAGGAGACUGGAAUUGCUAGCAGAGGAAUCACAGCCUGCUGGUUGCUUAACAGUAUAGACCAUCAGGAUUCAGAGGCUGUGUGACCUCAAGCCCACACAUCAGGUGUUUUCUUCUGUAAGGUGUUAAUAAUGAGCACUGUCCCCCACUAGGGUUAUCUUGAAGGUUGGCUGGUAUGGGACAGCUUGUGUUAAGCAAAGGCUUAAUAAAGUGUAAGCACUGGACUUAACAUCAAAAGUAGUACCUGGGAAAAAACUGAGCUCUUCUAAUUCCCAAGGUGGCUGGAGCCUUACUUGCAGAGGAUAGUUUGGGAGCGACUCUUAAAGAUAAGACUAUUAGCUAAAUGAUCGAAAACUCUAUUUUUGGAUCAGAUCCUCUUUUUAGUCUUAUAAAUGUAAUGGUCUUUGGUAAUGAAUGGAAACUGACACCUCAUGAGGUUGUUGCAUAUAUGUCUGGCUCUUUAAGUAAGGAGGAUUUGAAUCCCAAAGCCCUUGCUCUUUGUACACUGCCUCCACAAGGAAGAGACGCCUGACUAAUAACUGAUAAUCUUUUCCCUUCAAUAUUUGUAAUGAUUCUAAAAGAGCAGAAAUACAACCAGUAACCAGUCAUGAUUAAAGUCCUCUGUCCCUAGCAGUGUUCCUAAAUGUGAAUUGAAAGAUUGAUGAGCUUUUUAUUUUUCCCUACUACAUCAAUAAUGUGAUUUAAAUUAUAAAUUAUCAGUUGAUGGCUGAAUAAAUUGGCACAGCAUAUUGGCAAAGCAAUUUCAUAAUAUGUGUCAAAUACCAUGAGUUCACCUCAUUUCCCUAAGAAUUCCAGACUUGGAAUUUAUAUAAGAAAAUUAUGUUUCUUAUAUGGAUGGUUAUGCAGUCCUUAGGAUAUAUUCAUAGCACAAUGUUAAAUGAAAAAAGCAGAACGCAAACUACCAUGUGGGGGGGGUGCGCACAUGUGUAUGCACAGGGGAUAAAGGACACGCACAUACUAAUCAUUUCGUGAGCAUGGUAAAAUUAGAGGUAACUUUCUCUAUAUUUUCUCCACAUUCUAAAUUUUCUUGAUGUCACGGUUACUUUUAUACUAAAAGAAAAUAUUUUAUGAAGCACAUACUACUGGUUUACAGAGGAAAAAACAGUACCUUUGAUCUAGAAGGGUUCUGACAAGAGACACAACUCCUAAGAAAAUGAAGCUGAUGAUUAUUACAAACAGGUUUUUUUUUUUUUUCCUGCUUCAAGAAUUGCAUCUGGUGAAAGGGAGGUGAAUGAGAUGGAAGUCAAGAGCACAGUGGUCUCUAGCCAUAAUUUUGCUGGUCCUGGACAAAGCCGUGGAGUGUAGAGGACACGGGCCACCUGUGCCAACCAUCACUGCCUCCCUCCUGGAGACAGUGCUCUUGGGGACAGCAUUCCUGUGGUUCCCCUUCCCAUCAUCAUUCAGCUGCAAGUGAAUGUUUAACUCAGGAAGCCAGAGCAUUCUGCACUUAACGUUACAGUGUUACGGUUGUCGAGCAUUAUCUUACUGGAUCGGCAUCAGAAAAAAAUACUAUGAUGUCACAAAAAGUAGAGUUUGCUCGUCCACACAGGUAUUAUUUAUUUAUUAACGGUUAUUUAUUGGAUCCUUACUACUUCCCAAGCAUUGUUCUAGGCUUUGAGAACCCAGUCACAAACAAAAUGUCCUUCAAUGCAUCUUCCUAGUAGGGGGAAAGCAGACAGUGAACAGUAAGUUAUAAGGAGAAUAGCAAUCAAUAUUCAGAGAAGAGCAAUGGAUAUAAGAUCAGCCUUCGUUAAUUCACCUAAAUAGUAUUUUUUGGAGCCUGUUUCCUAGAUAGAAGGGAUAACAGUGACUAGAACCCAGUCCCUGGCACCCACAGCUUCCAGUCUAGUGGUGAAGACAGCACCUGGAGAAGUCUCUAACCCAAUCUCAGAAGGGCCUAAAAAGGACAAAGUAUAUACUCUUGAGCAAGUUAAUUUCUCUGCACCUCUUUGGUAAACUAAACGUAGUGAAAUUGUGAAUGUAGACUGCAUACAGUUGAGUGCACAGUAGUAUUAGUUGAACUCAUAGUAGUUUUAAAAAUUAAAUAGUGUCAGUUGUCAUCAACCAGAACAAUAAAGCACAUGUGGAAAUAUUUGUAUAGCUCAUCAGAGUGCAUAAAGGCCUUUCAAGUAUGUUCUAUCAUCUGAUUCAUCCAAAAUCCUAGGAUAUGGGUAUAAAUGAAAAAUACGGACCCUUUAACUGGGUCUUCAUCCUAGCAGGGCACUUCCCUCCCCCACCCCUGCUGUCAGAAGAGUGCAAAGCAAGACUGCAGACAGCUCAGCUGCUAGAUUAGGGCUGAAGGUUGUACUGGGUGGAAGUUUGGAAACACAAGAAUGAAAGAACUUGAAUCCUGGGUAAUCUUGAAGGGUGACUAGAGACCAAACCAAUCACUUGGAUCCUGCACCAAAAUGAGUAGAAUCGUCCUGUCCCCAAUGCAUUCACAAUCUGACUUAAAAUCCUUUUCCUUGGCUUUGGAAUUCAUAAUGUGAUUUCUUCACUUGUAGGAUUUCCUUUCCUAAUAUGCUUUACUGAUUCCAGAAUUAAAAGUUUGCAUUUCCUGAGCUUACUCUGGCCAGGUCCCAAGAGGAAGUGGCCAGCAGCCAUUAAGCCAGGGGGGGAAUUGGGCUGAGAUUAAAAGUCACCUGGUGUGCUGACAAUCUGUAUGUCCAUAAUUAUCAAGAGAAGGUUUAGAAUAGUUCUUGUCAUUGCAUUUUCUCUUUUCCUAUCUCAUUUUUUCCUCCUUGAGGCCAAAAGAAAAGUCUCCGGGUGCUUUUGUGUCUUUCAGGCCCUAUGUAUAUAUGCUUUUCAGAAUGGGAAUAACCCUUUUCCUUUUAAAUUUCAAGUGUUAUCUUGUUUCUCAAAUGCAAAUAAUGAGCCUAAACAGACCUGCAGUAGAGUUCUGAGAUUUGAAGGGCUCAUGUAAACUACCUGUGCCCCAGCCCCUCCCCACCUCUUCCCAUUCCCACCCCCACAUACCUCACUGGUUGCCCAAAUGUGUAGAUUGAACCCCUGUACUUACUGUUUCUCCUUGCAAUGCCCUACUUUUCUUUUCCCCUGCCAUAGGCUUGGUUUUUAACAGCCUCCCUGUCUUCUCACCACCUCCAAUCCAGCCUCAACACUGCUGCUAAAAUGAUUUUUCCUAAAAAGGCCAGAUUUUCAGCAGCUUUUAUAACUUCAAAUAAAAGCAAUAAAGAUAAGAAUAAUAAAACUCACCUAAUCACUCACACUGCUUUAAAUCCUGUAGUUUGAGAAUGAAGUCCAAACUCCUUAGCUUGACCCAGAGGGCCCUUCUUGAUUAGCUCCCACAUACCUCUGCAGCCUUACCUCCUGCCAGUCCUAGUCCUCACCCUGCUCUCCAGCCCAGGUGAAUUUCUUAAUUCCUUAAGUGCAGGACCUUGUUUCAGACUUCCCUGCUUUCCUACAAGGUGACUUGUGCCUGGAAACCCCUCCCUCCUUUCUCUGCACCAACUCCUAUCCACCCUUUGAAACUCGGUUCGUGUCUCCUUUUAUAGAAGGGCUUACCUGAUUCCUUUAAAAGUUUCACACACAUGAUUUCAUAUACUCCCAUAAUAACCCUUUUUUCCCCUGCUACCCUCUAUACUGCCCCUCUCCCCACGGGUAGCCACUAGGUGGUUCUCUAUGUCUGUGAGUCUGCUUUUUUGUUUUAUUCGCUAGUCUGUUGUAAUUUUUAGAUUCCACAUACAAGUGGUAACAUACAGUAUGCCUUUCUCUGUCUAACUUAUUUCACUUAGUAUAAUGCCCCUAGUCCAUCCAUGUUGCUCCACUUGGCAAAAUUUCAUUUUUACAGCUGAGUAGUAUUCCAUUGUAUAUAUAUAUACAUUCAUUUCUUUAUCCAUUCAUCUGUUGAUGGACACAGGUUGCUUCCAUAUCUUUUUUUUUUUAAUUUUUUGGCCAUACCACAGGGCAUUGGGGAUCUUAGUUCCCAGACCAGGGUUCAAACCCACGCCCCCUGCAGUAGAAGCACAGAAUCUCAACCACUGGACCACCAGGGAAGUCCCCAUAUCUUGAAAAUUGUAAAUAAUGCUGCUAUGAACAUCGGGGUUCAUGUAUUUUUUCGAAUUACUGUUUUUUCCAGAUAUAUACCCAGGAGUGGAAUUGCUGGGUCAUAUGGUAGUUCUAUUUUUAGUUUUUUGAUAAAUCCCCAUACUGUUUUCCACAGUGGCAGCCCCAAUUUGUUUUAGUGCCUCUAUGUCUACAGUGCAGUUAGAGUAUGAAUCUUAGUGUCAAAUCCCAGGUCUCUGGGUACAAAGUCCAGAUAGACCACUUAUUAACUCUGGGUCCUUAAGUUAUUUAACCUCUACAUCUCAGUUCCUAUAUCUGUAAAAUGGGACUAAUAAAUAGAACUUACCUUAUAGGGUUGCUAUGAGGAUUAAACAUGACAACAACUAUAAAAUCUUUAGCAUACUUCCUGACACAGAAUAAAUGCUCAAUACGUAUUAUCACUACCUCUGUCAUAAAUAGUUCUUACCACUGAAGCAUAAUUUUCAAAAUAGUAAAAUCAUGACAUACAGAAAUAAAGUUAACAUGUUUAUAUAACUCAUUAAGUAAGGAAAGAACCAGUAUAGACAACUAAUGAGAACAUACUGUAUAGCAAGGGAACCCUACUUAAUGCACUGUGGUGACCUAAAUGGGAGGGAAAUCCACAAAGGAGGGGAUAUAUGUAUGUGUGUGGCUGAUUCAUUUUGCUGUGCAGUAGAAACUAACACAACAUUGUAAAGCAACUAUACUGCAAUAAAAGUUAAUUAAAAAUAAAAUGUAAAUA